Molecule: messenger RNA, 985 nt
Organism: Echinops telfairi (small Madagascar hedgehog)
Lineage: Eukaryota; Metazoa; Chordata; Mammalia; Afrosoricida; Tenrecidae
Gene: TAX1BP3
Product: Tax1 binding protein 3
Exons: 4
Coding region: 69-443 (124 amino acids)
Biological process (GO): neurotransmitter receptor transport, endosome to postsynaptic membrane; neurotransmitter receptor transport postsynaptic membrane to endosome
Cellular component (GO): postsynaptic membrane; adherens junction; postsynaptic density
Molecular function (GO): protein binding
Source: RefSeq, a predicted model, not a curated record
GCGCGGCCGCGGUGAUUUUCGCUGCGAGCUUCCAGAGAAGGCGCUGGGUUCCCAGGAUUGGGGUCGAGAUGUCCUACAUCCCGGGUCAGCCGGUCACCGCCGUGGUGCAAAGAGUGGAAAUUCAUAAGCUGCGUCAAGGUGAGAACUUAAUCCUGGGCUUCAGCAUCGGAGGGGGCAUUGACCAGGAUCCCUCCCAGAAUCCCUUCUCGGAAGAUAAGACAGACAAGGGCAUUUACGUCACACGGGUGUCUGAGGGAGGCCCUGCCGAAAUUGCUGGGCUGCAGAUUGGAGACAAGAUCAUGCAGGUGAACGGCUGGGACAUGACCAUGGUUACCCACGACCAGGCGCGCAAGCGGCUCACCAAGCGCUCCGAGGAGGUCGUGCGCCUGCUGGUGACGCGGCAGUCACUGCAGAAGGCCGUGCAACAGUCCAUGCUGUCCUAGCCCCCCCUCCCCACGCCUCGUGCCUGCCCCUCUCUGUACAGUGACCCCACUUCCACCCCGUCUGCCCCCACCGCGUCCCAGCCGCUGCUCAGACCUGACCCAGGCCUCCUCUUCCCGCCUCUGAGGUCCUGAGACCAGUUUCCUCUCUUGGACUGGACACAGGACUGGAAACGGCCUGGAGCUGAGCUGUCGCCAGUGACCCUGGCAAGUGGGGAGACACCCCUUCCCAAGAGCUGCCAACAUGCCAGAAAAUGGACGGACGGGCCGGGCCUGUCCUCUGUGUGUAAGCUCUGCAGUGCCCGGCCCCAGGUUCCACACACUACCACAGGCACUGCAGAGGGUCGCCCCUCGCACCUGCCACCCCCCACCCACCCCACCGGGAACUCUGGCUUCCCAGGGUUCACCUGCUUACAGGAUCCACAUGAAGUUCAAGGCUGACAUUUCAGGGCAGCCCUCAGGAUCGACAAUUUCUGCUAUGCCUGUCAGUUUAACUUUUGUAUUUUUUUGUAAUGGCAACUUUGAUACAGAGUGUUUUUAUCUUA